Molecule: messenger RNA, 13762 nt
Organism: Bombus huntii
Lineage: Eukaryota; Metazoa; Arthropoda; Insecta; Hymenoptera; Apidae
Gene: VGlut
Product: vesicular glutamate transporter 1
Exons: 9
Coding region: 314-2242 (642 amino acids)
Biological process (GO): synaptic transmission, glutamatergic; monoatomic anion transport; regulation of synapse structure or activity
Cellular component (GO): excitatory synapse; synaptic vesicle membrane
Molecular function (GO): neurotransmitter transmembrane transporter activity; L-glutamate transmembrane transporter activity
Source: RefSeq, a predicted model, not a curated record
UUAUUUCUUUCUAUGAAAAAUUUACAUUUUUCUUUGUGUAAUCCUUGCUUUUCCUCUAAACAAUCGUGUGACGCGAGUAAUGAUCGAUCAGUUUUCGCAUUCGUAUCGUUGCGAUGGGGCGACUCGAAGAUUCGGUGGUCUCCUCUCCAUGACGAUGGUUUCGUGAAAUGGUGGAGAAAGAUGAAAUUCAGUCGAGAAAGCGACGUUGUGACGUAUCUCGGUGCGAAAAGUGAGGUGUUUCUGUCAGGAAAUUGGGGCUGCCAAUUGCCAACGCGACCAUUUGCAGCCUGAGAGCAACCCCAAUAAUUGGAAAAUGUCCGGAUUUGCGGCGGCGGGCCUCGUGGCCUUCGACUCCAUCAAGUCCAAAGCAUCGCGGAAACUUGCUGGAUUAAGAAGAAGUAAUGCCGGCUACGAGGAAUUCGAGAUGCCCCGCGAGGGUAGCAAAGACAAUAAGGGGUUCGAGGAUGAGAGAGGAUACAGUAGACAAGCUUCGUUCGAAUCACUCCCGGAACCUGAACGACCCCCAUUGCGCCAUAUCGAUACUUAUUGCAAACCAGAAUGUCCCUGCCUAUCGAAAAGAUACACCAUUGCCACUUUGGCCUGUAUAGGAUUUAUAAUCUCAUUCGGCAUGAGGUGUAACAUGGGAAUGGCGAAGAUGGCCAUGAAGAAUGCCACCGAAGAUAACGCCAACCACACUCUCAGGUUCAACUGGACAAUUGGCACAGAGAGCGCCCUGGACUCGUCCUUCUUCUGGGGUUACCUUGUGACUCAAGUACCAGGAGGAUUCCUCGCCUCCCUGUACCCUGCGAACAAGAUAUUUGGGGCUGCAAUUGCCGUAUCUUCGUUUUUAAAUCUGUUGGUACCUGGCGCACUGAGCAUCCAUCCAAUCGUCGAUAUGAUUGUACAGGUCAUAAAAGGAUUGGUGGAGGGUGUUACGUAUCCAGCGUGUCACGGUAUCUGGAAAUAUUGGGCACCACCGUUGGAAAGAUCGCGUUUAGCGACAUUGGCAUUUUGCGGUUCUUACGCUGCUAUGGUAAUAGGAAUGCCACUCUCGGGCCUUUUAACUUCGACCUUUGGCUGGGCAGCGUCCUUUUAUUUCUAUGGUAUUUGCGGAUUGAUUUGGUACUGUUUCUGGUUGUGGCUGGCAUUCGAGAAGCCAUCGAAACACCCUUGUAUUUCGGCACGUGAGUUGCGUUACAUCGAAGAUUCACUUGGCCAAGGACAAUCGCAGUUACCUAUGGCGAUGCCAACAUUCGCGACGACACCAUGGCGAAAAUUUCUGACGUCCAUGCCAGUUCACGCGAUUAUCGUAGCUAAUUUCUGCAGAUCCUGGAACUUCUAUCUUCUAGUGCUCUUUCAAGCUCGUUUUAUGCACGAGGCUUUCGACAUGCCUCUAGUUGAAACUGGUGUAAUUGGCUCGCUCCCACAUCUGUUGAUGACGAUGAUCGUGCCUUGCGGAGGUCUGUUGGCUGAUUACAUUCGCAAACGUGGAAUAUUGUCAACAACAAACGUCAGGAAGCUGUUUAACUGUGGCGGUUUUGGUAUGGAGGCUUUAUUCUUCUUGGUGGUAUCUCACGCAACCAUGAAAAGAAAUGGGACAGCGGCAAUCUUCGCGCUAGCGUGUGGUGUCGCGUGCAGUGGUUUUGCCAUUUCUGGUUUCAACGUAAACCAUUUGGACAUCGCUCCCAGAUAUGCCAGUAUCUUGAUGGGAAUGUCGAAUGGAAUUGGAACGAUAGCGGGUCUGUUAGUACCCUUCUUUGUAGACAACAUCACAGAGAAGAAGGACACUCAAAGUUGGAGAAACGUGUUUAUCAUAGCAGCGUGCGUGCACAUAUUCGGUGUAAUAUUUUAUGGAUUUUUUUGUUCCGGAGAGCUACAACCUUGGGCUGAUCCUAAUUUGGACGAGCAAAAGACUUUCGCUAUGGAUGAAUUUGGACAAGCGAAACCACCUCUUCCUCCACCACCGAAGACUAUGCAAUCCGAAUUCAUAAGACAACCAUCCAUGGGUGAUGGUGCAGCCGACGACUGGAAUAAUUACGAUCAACCACCAGCUGCGGAUAACAUAUACGCUCAACAAGAAAAACCACCGGUGAUAAGCUACGGAUCAACGGAAACCAAUAGCAACAAUCCCUUCCAUUCUACAAAUCCCUUCGCCAGUGAUGUAAACGCAUCUCUGGUACAACCACCAGCGACGACCGAUUACGCAUACGACGUAACACAGCAGAAUCAACAGUGGAAUUAAAUUCAUCUAUUCCCGAACAAAUUGGACGGACGUAAGGAUAUCUGUUUAAGCUGACUGAUCAUUUAAUCGAUUAUGUUUGUUUCAUAACUGCGUCUAGUACUUCAAUGAGUCCAUUUGCUUACUGUUGCCUAUCAUUGCGACGAUGUGAAUUUUGAUAAAACAUUUUCCAUAGUAAUUUCUCUUUGAAUAUUUUUCGGAGAUUUCUUCUUUUAACAAGAGAAUUACUUUCUUCUAGGAUUAGAUGGGAAGUAUUUACAUUGUUUCAACAAAAGCUGGUUACUCAUUUUUUUCUAAAAAUUGAGCACACACACAUUUAAUCCUUUUGCUGUAAAAAGGGUAUAUAUAUAUAUAAGCAGAAUUUUUAAAACACAUUAAAUGCAAUUACGGGUGACUUAUCUUUUUUUUAUUUAACGAAUAAAAGCAGGAGGUUUAAGAUACUUAUGGAGAGAUAUAAAGUAAGCAACUAUUAAGAAAUUGAAGUACUAGAGGUUUACUGAAAGAGCAUCAAAAUAAUUUCUUAACAACUUAUGAUGUUGAAACAUCAAUCGAUACAGAAUUGCUGGCUUUGUAUUCUCAAUUGAAGUACAAGGAAAUGUUCUCUUUUUGCAAUACCUAAGAGUGCAGGGUAUGGUGCUGUAAGUUGAUGCACACGAAUCGACCAAACAAAACCUUUGAACGUAAAAAGAGGCUUGAGAUAUCCACAAAAGAGUAUCAAGAAGCGUCGAAAACGACUUAGAAAGUGGAUAUCGAAAUAUCGUAAGAUCUUUUAAGAAAACAUUCAAUCGAAAACAGAAUUAUAAGAAAUCAAGAAAGAAACUUUCUACAUUAAUUAUUUAUCAGUAUAACUUGCGCAUUUCGAAGUGAAACCAAGCUGACUAUUUUAUAAAUCUGACAUUGGCCUGCUGGUUAUGUAAAUCGUCCAUUUGGUAACUUUUAAUGUAAUCGCAAACGAAGAAGUGGACAUGAGUGGCCUAAUUGAGAAGCAACUCGAAGGUCGUAAUAAUCUUUUAAGAAAACAUUUCGACUAUUGCUACUUAUUUAGACUCUUACUAUGGAACUAAAAAAUUUAUACGAGCAUACCUAUAUGCAGACAAUAAGAAACUGCCAAACCUUCGUAGACAAUAAUUUGAUAAUCAAAGACAAUAAUACUAAGAAGGUUUGGCGAAGUGACGGUGGAAAAAUCAGUUCAGCACGAUCGCUGAAACUUUUAGGUAUUUUCUAUGUUACUCUUCAGUUUGGCACUGGUAGCAGAUAAUUCAACGAUGAGAAAGUUUAGAAACAUAGCAAUAAAAAAAAACCAAUAUUGAAAGUAUUAUGCUGAUUGUCGAGAGUGAAAAACGAAGAAUGGUAUGCACGUCGCAGUUAUGGCGCGUAUUUUUGAAAUAGUACAACCCGGUCCUCGAUGAUAAGCGAACGUACGGUAACUAGAACGAAUUAAUUAUCGAAACGUCAAUAUUUUAACAGUGGGCUGGCGGGUUCUGUUAAUUAAUGCAUUACUCGAGAACGCUGCUUCGUAUAAGCGUUGGAACACGAGAAAGGCAUUAAUACGUUUAUUCGGGUACAAGACGUAUCAUAGAUGAGAUUACGUUACUUAAGCCUUUCGAGUUUAAAUGUAAUACACAAAAACACGGAUCCUAACGGAAACGUAUCUGAAACGUAUGAAAGUAUUCGUAAGAAAGUGAUAAGAUGAAAGUAUUAGUACGUUAAGGCAUUAAAGUACCGUAGGGCUCUAUUUGUUGGGACCUGAUCUCUUCGAGUGAAUUCUCAUCUUGUGCACCGACAAGAGGAUCUUCCAUAGAAUUGAUAGCCUCUUCAAACACGUAUCUUCUUUCAUUUUUUUUUACCGUUCCUCUUAUUUGAAAUUCAAAUCAUAUUAAUAAUUUAUCGUGAUAUUACAAGAUGCUAUAACUCUAAUAAUAAAAACUCUAUUUCAAGCUCUAUUAAUGUGAAACACGUCAUAUAUGAAACGUAGUAGUAUGUUCGAGUUGAAAUACGUAAUUAGCGUUUAUACGGUGAUUUUUCUGAGCGUAGAACAGCACAUUUUUAAAUAGGCCACGGAUUUUUAUGUGUCUACGUAAAACUUAAGGAUGCAACAAUUGACAGGAUACAGUAUAUAGAAAUAUAAAAAUAUAAAAAUACGAAAUAUUCAAAGUAGAAUACUCGUUAUAAUUUUUCAGAAACAAAACUUCUACUUACCUUCUGUUUCGUUAGUCGUGUCCGUAAAAGUAUAAAUCUGUAUAAAAAUCCGCAGUCCACUUAUUAAACAGAAAUGCUGAAUCACUGAACGCUUAAUAUGAAACAAAGAAACAGAGGAGAGUCUAUUUCUAACAACGAACAAUUAACAUAAAAGUCCAUAUACAGUUAAAGCUGGAUCAAUAGAAUUCCGAUACGAUUACGAUAAUAGAUAUCAAGGAUAUCGUAGCUUUCAACGAAGGUAACCAGCAAAUAUCCCAUUAAUGUUUAGAUGAUUUUACAGUGCGUGAUGUACAGCGCAAAGAUAAUAUCGUGUUUGAAGAAGCUAAGCAAUUUAGCUAUCACAAUUUAGAAAUUCGUGAAUAUGUCAAUAUCGAUAUGUUAUUCGAAGCUUCUCACGAUACGUCGUAAUGUUUCUUGAAAAAUGGUGUAUAGACGGUAUCGAGAUCCUGGAGUUAUUCAGAACAACGGUGCUACGGUUCGGAUACAUCGAGUUCUACUGUACGUAUUUGAUGAAAGUAUAUCCAUGAAAGUUCGAACGUCAGUUCGAGAAUUAGGAACAAGUCGCGUUAUUAUACAUUUGUCCUAGGUGUUUAUACUUCAUAAUUGUUAUACAUACAUAGUAUUCACACAUGGGCAUUUACACGGUACACAUGGGCAUUCACACACAUACACACAUAUACGUACAAAAGAGUAUAUAUAUAUAUAUAUAUAUUUCGUUACUAUAUUCGAACGUUGUUGGUGAUUUUUCAUCGCCGAUAUCAGAGAACAGAAUAUAUACACGUUGAGGAUGAUAUAACAUCCAAUUUAUUGCAUUAUUUCAUGGUCGAGUCGUAACGAUAUAGAUGUAUACGUAUACAUAUUCGUACGUUGAGAAAUAAUACGUGAUACAUGUACGGAUAUCGAUCGAUCGUUUGUCAAAUUUUAAUUCAGCAGGCAAAAAAUUAAGAAAUAGUAAUUGCCCUGUCGAAAGUAGGAAAAAGUAUUCAGGAUCGAUAUCACACGUGUAAAUAAAAUAAAAGUUUACGAAGGAAACAGUCUGUAUAUUGAAAUCAAAUUGUGUCGUAACUGACUGAAAUUAUAAUAAUAUGCUAUGGUAUCCACAUAUCUGUUAGCGAAAGCUCGUGGCAUAUAACCUUGAAUUGGUUGAUUUUAAUAUCGUAUAUCAAUGUAAAUUAAUAUUUUCUUUCAUCGUGCAGUAAAGUUUUGCAAGAAAUAAAUUUUUCGGAAUUUUACAAAAAAUACAUGUAUCAAGAACGAUCGAUCGAUUCGUUAUACACGUCAAACGUCUAAUCACAAAAUUACAUGAAAGUACUACUAUAUAUACAUACUUAUAUUAUUCGAACAGCCCUCCUUUUCGUUGCCCGAGGAUUCACGAGAUUAGUCAAUUUGCGCGAUAUCUAUUUCUAAAAGAAAUUAUAGAUACAUAAUAUGAGAUAUAUACGGAUAUUUACGAGUAUAUACAUAUAUAUGUAGCCGAUAUAUAUAAUUCAACGCGCUAAAUGAUGAUUAAGGUUAGAUAUACAUUUUCUCGGUCAUGUCGUGGUGUAAUUAAUAUUAUACACAUACCCAUAUACGUAUGGAGCCCAUGUUGCAGCAUAUGAUACUAAUUGUAAGCUAAUCAUACUAAUCCUUUCGUAUCAAAGUUUUUGUAUGGUAAUCGCAAAUUUUUUCCUUUGUCAGACUGCAUCAACAUCUUGAUACAGAUAUUUAAUUACAAAAAGUGGAGUAGUCAUAACGAUAGUUUUUACUAUAAGCUUUAGACGAAUCGAGUUGACUUGGAAAUUCUCAUUUACUUUUUCACACUUUUAAUAAUUACUUACUAAUAUAUAAUUACUUACUUCUUAGUGUGUCCAUACAUUUAUAGUUAUAAUUUGCCAAAUCUUUGGAAACAAGCACGCGAAGAGAUUUUAAUAGAAAAGCAAUGACUCUAUAAUUAAUAUAAAUUUCGAUAUUUAUAAAGGAUGUGUAAAUAAUAUAACAUAACAUUAAUUGUUAAACUUAAUGAAUAUAUUAUUACACAGUAUAUCAUACGUUAUACAUAAUACAUAUAAAAUUAUAUUAUUGUAUUAUUAUAUAUACGCAUAUAUAUGUAUGUAUGUACAUAUCGUUGGGGUCAACGUGUAUGGCGAUCGAUAUAAUCGAGCGUAAUCGCAAUAGACGAAAUGCUUGCUGAAACGAAUCGCAGAUGUUCAAAGAAAAAUGUGUUUUGAAAAUCGCUAGAGAUCUAAAGGCGAGCUGUGGAAAAAUUUAUUUUUUAGACGUUUCGCGGUGUCGACAAUAAUAUCUUGUAAUCUCAUGCACUUGUUAUGAAAACGCAACAAACUUAAUAGUGUUUCUAUACAAUUUGUUAUAUAAACGUUUUUUAAGGAUUCCGGUUAACUCUUCGUUUAUCUUUAUGUAAGACAAUAAUUAAAAGAAAUGGUAAAGAUAUGCUAAGACAAUAAAAAUGAUUUUUCUACAAAAUUUUAAAAGUAAAGACCAAUAAUUAUAUUAAAUAACAAUGAAGGUAUUUACCAAUAAUUUUUUAAAUGAUUUAUCAAACCAUAUUUUAUUAGAAUCUUUAAAGCAAUUAUACUAUAAUAAAAUAAAUUUAGUAACAUUUUUUGCCUGCUAAAUAAAAUUAUAUUGACAAUAAUUAUAUUAUAUAACAAUGCAAGUAUUCGCCUAUAAUUUACGAAAUAAUUUAUUCAGCUAUAUUCUAUUAGAAUCGUUAAAAGAAUUACAUUACGAUAAAAUAAAUUUAGUAAAUUCGUAAUAAAAUUUCCUGUCUGCUAAAUAAAAUUACAUCGACAAUAAUUAUAUUAUACAGCAAUGAAAGUAUAUUUGUCUAUAAUUUUCCAAAUAAUUUAGUAAAUCGUAUUUAAUUACAAUCGUUCAAAAAAAUACCACGAAGAUAGAAUGAAUUUAGCAAUAUUUCCUGUCCUCUAAACAAAAUUACAUCAACAAUACUUACUGAUAUAUUUUAUUAAAUCAUCAAUUACUUACAGAUUUUGACGCUACGGUUUACGCAAAACGAAGGGUUAACGAUCGUUGCAUAAACUUCUUUCAUCGAUUCGCGUUUUACCAUACAGAUAUACAUACUUUCGAUUGAUUUACCCAAUGGUAGAUGAACAUCUUUCGAAACACUAACUUAGGAAAAUUUCUUGUACAAGGCGGCUCUUUAGGGCCGUCAUUGAAGCUUCCUCAAGCGAUUUCGUAUGUACGUUAUGUUAGAAUCGAUGCGCUGCUGUAAUAGUUUCUGCUGGGCGUAAUGUUAGCGACAGUAACGACAGAUAAUAGCAGAGUCACGAUUUACUUGUUCGGGAAUAAUCAGUAUAAUUGCAAAAAUGAUGCAGAUAAUGAUGGGAAACGUAUUUUUGAGUUGACGUUUCCGCGGUAUCGUCUUCGGUCCGUGGUUUUUCCAUUCGGUGAAAAGCCGGAAAUUGAAACAACACGCGUUCCAACGAAUUGCUGUUGCACGCGAAGUUCGUGAUUCGCCAAUAUGUUUGUCACUGGAACGUUGCGCCGAGCGGAACGAUCCGUUGUUACGUUAACAGAAGAAAGUCGCGCGUCCGGUUAGCAUGGAAAAGGAUGAAAGUAUCGUUUUCCGCUUAACAUUUUCGCAGCAAACAAGCUUGUUAGUUUGGUUUAUGAAUAAUAUCUGCUUAUAUGCAUAGAUAUAUGGUAGGGUGGAGUCAAAGUUAUCUCUUCUCUAAGAAAUCAAAACGGCCAAAUGACUAUUUUUUGAACCAAUAUUUAACUAUUAAGAGCACUUGGAACAGAGAUUGUAAAUAAAACGACAGCACGUAUAUAUAUUGAGAAAUGAUGUAAUUUAUUUUAUAAAAUGACAUGGAACUUUAUAUAAAAAUCGGAGAAUGUUGAAAUAGUGGGCUAUUGAAAUGUCGAAAUGGCUAAUAGCGAAUGGAUUACGCUAUUGUGAUAAUACGUGUGCGAUGGAGACUAUGCGGAAAACAGAAGUAAUAGAGGAUAUGAAAGACUAAGAUAGUCGCAACUGAAAUAACGAGACUGUUAAAAUAUAGAGAAAUUGGAACAAUGAAAUUUAAUAUACGUAGUUUAUUGAAACUACGAAUUACGGAAAUAUGAAGAUUCCGGAAACAAUGUAAUCACAAAAAUAAAGAAACAAUUAAAGGAAAUAAUUAUUAAAAGAUAUCCAAACUGAGCUGAAAGAAAGAUACGAACAAAAAUUUUGUUCGAAUAAUUAUAUAUUAUAUAAACGUAUAUAAUCAUUGUGACUCUGCUCUGCCAGCAAUCGCCUAGUCAUAUACAUAUAAUCAUCGUUUUAUUUGAAAAAAUCGUGGCUCGCAUAAUUCAGUGCUGCAUCAGAUAUUGUAUACGCUAUUGUAUCGAAGUAGUAACAGGCCUAACUUUUAUCCAUGUUAUUCCAUUGUCAGAAUCAAAAGGUGGGGUUGAACUCGAAAUAUACAUUAACUAUAAUCACUACGACGAUACGUAGGAUAAGUUCUAAUGCUGUUCGAACAAUAAUACUGAUAUAUUUAUAUGAAUAUAUAGCUCCGAUAAUAAUUUUACGACAAUAAAGAGAAAAGAAAAAUACGGGGUGGGCCGAUCGUAGCGUACUAAUGCAUCGAAUAUGAAAGGAACCAAUCGUCUCUGGAUCAAAUUACAUUGUUAAAAGUCGAAUCCCAUCGGAUAGAAUUGCUGCACUAUUUAUGAAAUACUAUGACGGUAAAACCUUUGAAUAUCGCGCACGCUUUUCUCGGUGCACCCUGUAUCGUUUUAAAUAACAAUUAGCUUUACAUGUAUGUGUAAUCGAGAGUACCGUCUAUGCGAUAUUAAACGAAUAAGAGAAAAUCGAACGUUUCACUUAUCCGUGAAAACGAUUAUAUUACGAUUGACAGACAAAUAUGCUAAAGGUUUUCAAUCAGCGAAUAUUCAUAAAUAUCAGACAGACGAAUGAUGCAUUGUCAGAGUUAUAUAGCUACUACGAUACAUUAUGCAAGGAUAUUUGUUAUCAGUGAUAGAUAUAACGCUGUUAAGUUCAAUAUACAUAAGUUUUUAUAACAUUCUUAUAUAGACUUUGAACACUGCUGCUGAAUAACGCUAACGCAUUUUUGAGUUUCUGCUGUUUGACAGGAUGAUUUAUGAAGAGACAUAAAACAGUAAGCUGCACAGUCAUUAUUAUUUAAAAUACAGAUCUUUCUGAUGAAAGAAAAAUGUAAGAGGCGGGUAGCCAUAUCUUAAUAACAGCGAAUGUAUUAAAUGAUUUCGCAAUGAAAGAUCUUUUCAUCAACAUUGAUGUAAUUGUUAAUUUUUGCACAAUAUUUAUAGCUUCUUCAAGUGAUUUUUAAUACAUUCGUAAAUGCUUUUCGUCAUCAGUAUGUUGUAAGUUAGUAUAACUGACUGUUUUAUUAUUCACGUUACUUAUAUCGUUAUAUUUUUCAACAAUUUCAACAAAUACUUAAAUGUUUUCUUAACUCUUUACAUUAGAUCGGUUUGUAGCAAUGUUGAUGACGUGUAAAUCGUUAUUUGGUUGUCUUUUUACCGAUAAAAUACGGAGAAGGGAAACUAUAUAAAUAAUAUCGUAGAUGUUAGUAAUUUUCUUCUUUCGAAAUAAAACUUUUGAUCUCGAAAGCUGCACUGGAAAAGAGUAUUGGAAUCGCUGAUUAAUCCAGGAAAAUUUACAAUUGUUUUAUAUGUUAUCAAUAGAGAAUUGAUUGCAAAUUAUAAUUUUCACGAGAGUGAAAUGACAAAAAUAUGUUAGGAAUAUAUCAUGAAACCGCUGGUAUCACGUAGUAACAUAUAUCAUCAUGUUCAUUAGAAGCAUUUAACAUUUACUUUGUCACUCACGACGAUAGAGGAAUUAUAAAAAUAAAUGAUAAAUUGCUGUCAAAAAUUACAUGUCUGUCCUCAAAUGUCAUAGGAAUAUUCAUGCAAAAAUUAUUCAAUGUCGAGGUAUUGCAGAUGUAAUUUUUAAUCUAUUGCUUCGAUAGAUAACUAUUUUCUCUGAAAACGGUUUAAAAAAACGUGUGUAAGAGAUUGAUUAUGGGUGUCCGACGAGUUUGCUACGCUAUUGUUUCCGGGCGCAAUUGUAUAUGGCGUGAAGUUUAGAAAAUGCUUGAAAUGUACAUUACCUAUUCAUAAACAUGAAAGUAUUACCUUGUGGUCUUAACGAAAAGUAAAUUAAAUUGUAACGUAUAGUAUUGAAAGAACCAUAUGAAAUUAUAUGAAUAUAACAAAAAAAUAUAUAAAUUAAAUAAAUAUAUAUAUACAUACAUAUACAAAUAUACAUUACAUGUAUAUACCAUGUGUAACGUGUUACAUGUUCUGUACACAUAUAAUACGUGUCGUUAUAUGUACAUUUUUUAGGUACAUAAUUCAGAUAGUGUCGAGCUACAUCGUUCUAUCGAUCUUGUUUUGCGAGAAAGAGAAAUUUCACUUAUUAAAUGUCGACAAUAAAUGGAGGAAGCUCGCAAAUAUAGUAAAGCAUAUAUUGUAAGGGCAAUAAAGUAGGUAUGCUUUAAAAAUAUGUAUGUCGAUACUGUGCGAGAUUUUGACGUGAUAUCCUCGUGCUUUUGACUUAUUCGAGUAAAAGAGAGGCUCUGAAAAUAUUGCUAUAUUAUUAAUAUUUAUUAAUUCACGCUGUAAGUUGAGAACAUUAGCGUUGAAAGUUUCUAAUGUUUUAAGGUAUGAAAAUGUUUUAGACUUAAAACGGGUGAAAGAUAAAAUUUGUUAAAUUAAAGUCUUCUUUCUUAAAUUUUUGUUAAAUAUAGUUUGUAUUAAUAUAGUCAGAAUUAUUAUAUUAUUUAGAAUGUCAUAAUUGUGUAUUAUAAUUGUUACAUGUAUUACCAAGAAGAUUAUUGUUUCCAGCGAGCACGAGCGUUUCACAAAGAAAUACUUGAGUUUCAAUCGUACUAAGCUUCUUGUGGCUUUACGUAUGAAUGUAGGUUUACUAAUAAUUCCUUGUUAUUAUGUUUUAUGUCUGUAAAAUGUCUAAAUUAAAUCCUUUCUGUGUGUAUGUGAUCUGCCGAGAAAAUUGUUUUAUGUUACGUGAAAUAAUUUAUCGCUCUAUAAAUUAUAUAGAAUAGAAGCGUAUGUAUCGCAUUAUUCAAAUGAUGGUAAAUGAAAGCAAUUGUUUGUGUUCUCUAGUCAAAAUAAUGCUUGGAAAAAAUGAGCUUGUUCUACCUAUUGUUAGAAUAUUCUUUGUAUUCAUUUCGAGUCCACAUACAUUUCUGUCAUAAUCAUCGAUACUGUUAAACUAAACCUUGAAAGUAAAAUUAUUACGAAGGAUAUCUUCUCGUUUAUAAAUGUUGUAAAUUAAAAUUGGUAAAAAAUUCAUUAUAAAUUUAGUUAGUGUUUUGAAGUCUAUUUAGAAGUAAUUAUAUUAUCAAAUUGUUAAUUAUAUAAAUUCUGUCCAUUAUUACGUUAAGAAUUUUAAAUUAUCAUUAGACUGCGGAUUUUUAUGUAUUUAUGGGAAAUUUAAAGAUAGUGAAUGUACAUAAUAUGCAAAGAUAUAUAAAAUCUUCAAGGUACGAAAUUCAUUAUAAUAUUUAGCGGAUAAAACUGACCUCCGCCUAGGUUCCAUUUUUUAAAAUUAUAUUCAUAAAGAUGUGAAUUUGCAUAAACAUCCCCAGUCUAAUAAUCAUUAUCGUCUUAAACAUGAAAAAUAAUAUUCUUAAAUAAAAAGUCGAAAGUAACUUUUUCAACUCGUUUGAGUUAACUGGAAAUACUUUUUUGAAAACGAACUAAUCCUUUAAGUAACGAAAUAUUUUAUGCAACAAAGUACGAUUAACCAGUUUGUUUGUUAAGAAGUAUAAAAUAUUUAGCGAGUCAUUAUUGAAAAAUUUCAGCAAUGGUUCAACUAUCCAUCUGAAUGUUAGUUCAAACAUUUCUAAUUCUCGCGGACCCGUAACCGGUGUGGGUGCGUGUGUGCGUCCCUAGUUUCCCCUGUAUAUGCGCGUGCGUGUGUACAUAUAUAUACUUAUAUAUACGUAUAUAUACAUUAUACAUUAUUAUUAUUAUAUAAAUUUCGAUCGAUCCUAGUGUAUCGAACUGACAAUAUUAAAAUUGAUCGGACUUAUGGUUUAACCGACAAUAACAUAUUUGUUAAGGGCAUUCGAGAAGUAGUGUUACGCGUGAGUCAAAAGAAUUUGCUCUUCCGUGCUGUGCAUCAAAGUACACGAGAUCUUAGUGUUAACGAUCUAUUCACAUGCUCGAUCACACGAUUCACGUUCCCGUGCUCCAGUGUAUCUCCGAUUAACGCAUUAUCAACGAGAGGUAUUAUGUUCAUCAUCGAUCCAGGUCUCUUAAACAGUGACGAUAAGACUGAUUUAAGACGUGACAUUAAAAUCAGUGAAUUUCACUGUGAAAUUUCGCAUACCUGCUUGAUCCUUCUUUGUAGAUUACAUCGUUAAAGCUGAGCGGUUGAAAGAAGUUGGUAGAAGAAGUUUCACGAGCUCGAAUUUCUUGAACUAUUAUUAUUUACAAUUUUACAAUUGUAAGUAGACAGAGUAUGCGAGACAUUUGAAAUGCUUAUGGGUUCCAUUAAAAUUUUGUUAUCACGAUCUAUCGUUUAUCGUGAACUUUCCAUUGUUACCUAUUUGGCAAUGUUUGAAAUAGAAUUAUUCAAAUAAAGCAAUAUCUGUAGUAAUAUGCAUUAUAGAAGUAGAUUGGUACGUUGUAACGAUCAAUUAACAUUUUUUACAAAACUCUUCUCAAAACUUCUGAAACGUUGUCACUAUGCGUCGAACAGGAUUUUAUGCGAACUUCGAAUUGAUAACGCGACAAAUUGUUCGUUGAUAAUGCGUUAGAACGUCGGCACCUGAUAUCAGUUUGAAUAUCUUAAAGUUGGAAGAUACGUAGACAUCGAUUUGUCGCGUGUAUUAUUAUCACGGCUGAAGAGUUGAAGGCCAUUAUUCGCGAUCAUGGCAUGCCCUGGUAUUUAUAAUCGCGAUUUUCCCUGUGAAACGUUCUCUCUUCUGUGUCCAUUGACGUUAAAUCUCUCAGAGGUAAUCACUAAUUCGCACUCUCUUAUAGCGGUUUCAUAAUUAACACAGAUGACAUGAAACGAUAAUCAUAAUAACCCCAUGGUGGGCAAUUUAAAGAAAAUCUAUUUUGACUGUUCAAAUAAACGAAAUAGCGGGCCUGUUCUAUUAUAAUACACGUAGCUGCAAGUUAGGACGAGAACAAAAACCAAACAAAAAUGAGUCAUUGUUACACACGCCGGUAAGUCUGGUUUGUUAAUAAUUAUUACAACAAUAAUUAUGUAAAAUAUGUAUGUAUACUGUAAUUUUGAGUGUAUUAUGUAAUUAAAAAAAGAUAAGAAAUACUGAUUAUUGACAAUAAAUUGUAAGCCGAUGUUUUCAAAUA